CUAGAUACUUCUUGCCUGCCACUGCCGGCAGUCGCAUUACAUCGGUCGUAGUCAUCGUCGUCGUAGUCGUCGUCUUCUGGGUCGCGUGUGGAGUCUCUAUUUCUAUAGACUCAUCAUAAAAGCGUUAACUUCAACGCCUCCGUCUUUUUUUUAUUCGAAUUCAAAGUGAAAUCAAUUUUCUAGGAGCAUAAAAAGUGUCAAUUAAUUAAAAGAUAAAAGCAAAACAUGGCUAAGUUUAUAGCUUUAGCCUGUCUAGUACAAGUUGUACUAGGAUCAACUUACAAUCACUACAAAUUGCCUGAAUCCAUUCGACCAGAACACUACACCUUGGAGAUCAUUACUCAUCUGGAGAACCCAGAAGAUUUACGAUUCGAAGGAAUAUCUGCCAUUACCUUCAACGUCCUCGAGGACACAACCAACAUAACUUUGCACGCAAGCAACCUCACCAUAAACCAGAGUCGGAUUCUGAUCUCGAGAGAUGGCAAUAACGUAAACUGCAUUAAGGACGUCGAAGUGAAUACCAAACAGGAAUACUACAUAAUGAACUUGUGUGAGCCCCUGACCAAGGGCAACAAGUACAUGAUAGUGAUGCCAUUUAGUGCUAUUUUAAACAAAAACCUCCAUGGUUACUAUAGGAGUAGCUAUAUUGACAAAGCCACAAAUGAAAAGAGAUGGCUAUCAAUUACACAAUUUGAACCGACUUCAGCUCGGUUGGCGUUUCCAUGCUUCGAUGAGCCAGAAAUGAAAGCUAAUUUUUCAAUUAGUUUAGGUCAUGAAGAGAAAUACUCUGCCAUUAGUAAUAUGCCAUUGAAUGAAACUGCGGAAAUGAAAAAUCACCCUGGUUGGGUGUGGAGCAAAUUCCAAGAAUCAGUUCCAAUGUCCACCUAUUUGGUGGCCUAUUCCAUAAAUGAUUUCAAAUACGAGGAAUCUAUGGUGAACCUGAAGAACGAUGUUCUUUUCAGAACAUGGGCUCGAAAAGACGCUAUAUCUCAGGUAAGCUACGCUGCCGAAGUUGGACCACGAGUACUUGAGUACUAUGAGGAUAUUUUCGACAUAAAAUUCCCAUUGCCAAAAAUCGAUGAAAUAGCCAUUCCGGAUUUCUCUUCCGGAGCUAUGGAAAACUGGGGCUUAGUUACAUAUCGCGAAACAGCUUUGCUCUAUGAGAAAAAUGUUUCAUCGGCAAGCAGCAAGCAUCGUAUAGCAUCUGUGAUUUCUCACGAACUGGCCCAUCAGUGGUUUGGAAAUUUGGUCACAAUGAGAUGGUGGACUGAUUUGUGGCUGAAUGAGGGAUUUGCAACAUACGUAGCCAGUUUGGGAGUUGAACAUUUACACCCAGAGUGGUCUUCAUUGACGGAGGAGUCUGUCGAUAAUACUUUGCACAUUUUCAAAAUUGAUGCUCUCAAGAGCAGUCACCCGGUAUCAACAACCAUUGGAGAUGCAAGUGAAAUCUACCAGAUCUUUGAUUCGAUUUCCUAUGAAAAGGGAUCCUGUGUUAUCCGAAUGAUGCAUCUAUUUAUGGGUGACGAUACCUUCCGUAGGGGAAUAUCGAACUAUUUGAAGGAGCAUUCCUAUGGAAACGCUGAGCAGGAUAAUCUUUGGGCAGCUCUGACUGACAGUGCUCACAAGACUAAAACAAUCCCCGAAGAUUUUAGUAUCAAAAAGAUCAUGGACUCAUGGACACUCCAAACUGGAUAUCCAGUGAUUACUGUCACGAGGAAUUAUGAAAAUGGAACAGCAGCGAUUUCACAGACACGGUAUCUUCUGGACACUCAAACGUUACGCAGUAGCUAUGAGAAUUGUUGGUGGGUUCCUCUUAGUUAUACAUCACAGUCGGAGCUAGAUUUCGAAACAAAAACUCCUAAGGAAUGGUUAGAGUGCGAGGAUAAGGCACCCAUUCCCAAGACCAUCGAGAAUAUGCCUGGACCCGAUGACUGGGUGAUUUUCAAUAUUCAACUUGCUGGACUGUAUCGUGUCAAGUAUGAUGCCAAGAACUGGGAUAUGCUCAUUGAGACCCUGAUGAGCCCUGAUUUUGAAAAAAUCCACGCCAUGAACCGAGCUCAAAUGAUCGAUGAUGCUCUUGACCUGGCUUGGGCAGGUGACCAGGACUACGAUAUAGCUAUGAGAUUGGUUGAGUACUUGGCCCAAGAACGAGACUACAUUCCAUGGAAAUCAGCAAUGGACAAUCUUAGUGGGGUCAACAAAAUCCUCCGUCAAAGUCCAGAGUACGAAUAUUUCAAGAAAUACAUGCAAAAAAUCCUCGAACCUAUUUACGAACAUUUGAAUGGCCUAAACACUACAGACGUGUCUUCGGAUCGUCUGGAUGCUAUCAAGCACAAAGUACUGAUUGCGGCAUGGGCUUGCAAGUUUGAAGUUAACGACUGUAUUCCUCGUGCCCAGGAUUACUUCGCCAAAUGGCAAAGUACCGAGAACCCAGAUGAAAACAACCCAGUUCCAUUAGAUCUCCGUUCAGUGGUUUAUUGUACAUCAAUUCGUAAUGGCAAAGAAGAAGAAUGGGAAUUCCUGUGGCAACGAUACAAGAACUCGAAUGUUGCUUCCGAAAAACAGACCAUCCUCUCUUCUCUGGGAUGUUCUCGAGAACCGAAAAUCUUGGAGAAAUACCUACAAACAGCCUUCAAUGAGGAUUCCGAUAUUAAGAAACAAGAUUCGUAUGUUGCAUUUGGUUCGGUGGCACGUGGAGAAAUUGGUUUUCCUUUGGCCAGGGACUUCCUUAUUAAAAACAUCGAUAUGAUUUAUAAUUAUUACAAUCCAGAGACAAACAGAUUAGGAAGAUUGUUUGGACCAGUGGCUUCACAAAUGAGCACAGAUGGAGAAUUCCUUGCAAUGAAGGAAUUUGCUGAUGCAAAUAAGGCUCUAUUAACUAAGGCUUCACAAUCAGUUAGCCGCUCUCUUGAACAAAUCGAAAUCAAUGCCCAAUGGCGUUCGAAGAACUUCCGGAAGCUAUCAGAAAAGCUUAAGACCUAUGAAAAGAAAGUCUAAUGCCAGAGGAUUUAAUUACUAAGCAUAGAUUAUUUUAUACCUAUUUUUAUAUUAAAAAACGAAAUUCUAUUUGUACUUAAAUUUUGAAAAGGCAACACAAAAAGGUUUAUUAAUUAUAUAAAAUCAAUAUUUAUUUUUUAAAAAUACAAAAUUCUUUAAUUUCA
This is a messenger RNA of Eupeodes corollae, 3161 nucleotides long. RefSeq names its product aminopeptidase N-like. Gene Ontology annotation, molecular function: peptide binding; zinc ion binding; metalloaminopeptidase activity. The record is from RefSeq and is a predicted model, not a curated record. NCBI's taxonomy places the organism in Eukaryota, Metazoa, Arthropoda, Insecta, Diptera, Syrphidae. Gene Ontology annotation, cellular component: cytoplasm. The coding region runs from base 226 to 2997 and encodes 923 amino acids. The transcript is spliced from 6 exons. Gene Ontology annotation, biological process: proteolysis; peptide catabolic process.